ACUAGCUAUGUUACACAUGAGGUGGUGAUUUAAUGUCAGAUUAUCCAACACCAUCAUUUGUGUUGCUACGACAGAAGUGAAGAAUUGACCCAUUAAGUCAGCCAUUAAAACACACGAUUCUAAACAUGUUUUAAAGAGUAUUCCAAUCAAUAUAACUAAAAACUACAUGUUUGAGACUCCAUUUCGGUCUUCAUAGCCUGUUGGUGAUUUACACUUAUCCCACAAACUCAUUUGUAUAUCCCAUUUGUAAUGUAACGGAAGUUAAACCAAAGCUAAUUGCAGAAUGGACUCGCCCGCCCUAUAUUCGUGCACUAUACACGUGAAAGAAAGGCUUCUGCACCCUACUUAGUGCACUUGAUGCUAUAACGGGGCGCCAUUUGGAUUUCACCCAAAGUCAUUACCAGUUGUAAGCGGUUGUGGUUCGUUGCUGAGAGUGCAGUGUCUCAUUUCACGACUUGUCAUAAACUCUUGUUUGAGCUGGGGAUAUUUUCAGUUCAGGUAACUUUAUACUUUAUUUUGUAUGUUUAAUUUAUUUACUCAUUCGCUCUGGGAGCAAAGCAGGGAGCUAAUGCUAACCGGUUAGCAAGUUCCUUUCAGUCCUGCUUCAGACAAGCUAAGCUAGCUACCUACCUAACUUCUACCUAAAUAAAAAAAUCUAUGUAAGAGCUAAAACGAGCUGUGUUUGUGUGUAUGUGUGUAAGUGUAACUUAGCUGAAAUGGGUGUACACUUAUAUGACGUCAAGGUUUCGUAUUAAUAGUUAGCUAACAUGCUUGACUAACAGCUAAUUGUUUGCUAGCUAGUGUCCUGAUAUUGUUAUUAAAUGGCUGCCUGUGAUCCAGGAGUAUGCGCACUAACUAUUCAUACAAACACCGGAAGUGUUACAGGUGGCAUAUUUCUACUCCUCCCAAGUUUGUGUGUUUGUUUGUUUUAUGUUUUUUUUGUUUUUUUUGUUUUUAUAAACUGCUUCUUCCAGAUGUGGUCUGAGAAAUUGUUUCUAAAAAUGUCUGAUAUGUCAGCUGAUUAUUUCUAAGCGUCCAUCAGCUUAUUGAGAUAAAUAUUAUUGCUCAGUAAUGUAGUCAGGGUAGUUAGAGCACGUGUGACUUGUAGCCACUUCAAGCCACUGGUUAUAAACUCUUGAAACUUAAUAUCAGACACUGGGCAGUUGGUUUGGUUUUUUAUUUUUUUGUGUGUGUGUUUUUAACAGCCUUACUAGGGACAAGGAGUGGCUUUGGUGUUGAGUUCCCUGUUGUAAAUGUUUUUAUUACGUCUACUUUUCUUUCCCAUUUUUGGCAGGACACAUGCGGCGCUCGAAGCGGAUGCGCUGUCCUGAUGGACGGAGGAUGGGUGAGUGGAGCUGGGAGGAGGAAGAAGACCGGAACGUGGAGGCUCACAAGCGACCGAAGAGGGACUCGCGCAGCACUGAGAGAGACAGGAGACCAAGACGGUUCCACCACUACAGAACCUACGAAAGGUGCAACAGAAGCACUAGGGGGCUGGAGUACGCAGAGCGCAGGGUGCCAGAGCCCGGCCUGAAGCCGCGGGGCAAUGAUAAGCGAGCAACUGACCGAGCUGACGGGCGUUGGCACCACUACAGUAAAUCCUUGGCUCGAUGCGGUAGCAGAGAACAGCAACUCUCUAAGCACCACAACAGCCGUUCACACUCGAAAAGUCAUCGCAGGAAAAGAACCUGGAGUUUUGAGGAUGAUGAGGAGGGCCACCUGAUCUAUCACAAUGGACAAGUUCUAAGAGCAAGAUAUGAGAUUGUGAGCACUUUAGGUGAAGGAGCCUUUGGAAAAGUAGUGGAGUGUAUUGACCACACAAAAGAUGGUAUCAGGGUGGCCCUGAAGAUAAUCAAAAAUCAGGAGCGCUAUCGCGAGGCAGCUCUUAUCGAGGUGGAGGUGCUGAAACAGAUGAACGUGUUGGACUCUGAAAAUUGUUUUGCGUGUGUUCGGAUGCUAGACUGGUUUGAUCACCACGGUCACAUCUGCAUCGUGUUUGAGUUGUUGGGCCUGAGCACAUAUGACUUCCUGAAGGAGAAUGACUACAUGCCCUUUACGGUUGACCAGAUCAGACCCAUGGCAUAUCAGAUCUUCAGAGCUGUACACUUUCUUCAUCAGAAUAAGCUAACACACACUGACUUGAAACCUGAAAACAUUCUCUUUGUGGAUUCAGACUGUGACAUAGAAUACAAUAAUAAGUUGAAACGGGAUGAGAGGACACUGAAGAACCUCAAUGUGAAGGUUGUGGACUUUGGCAAUGCUACGUACGACCAUGAGCACCAUACUUCAGUGGUGUCGACACGUCACUACAGAGCACCUGAGGUUGUCUUGGAGCUGGGCUGGAAUCAGGCGUGUGAUGUUUGGAGUUUGGGCUGCAUUCUGAUUGAAUACUAUCUGGGAUUAACACUGUUUCAGACUCAUGACAGCAAGGAGCAUCUAGCCAUGAUGGAGAGGGUUCUAGGACCAAUACCGGCACACAUGCUCCAGCGAACAAGGAAACAGUGCUAUAUUCAUCAUGGCAAGCUGGACUGGGAUGAUUGCAGCUCAUCAGGGAGAUACGUGAGGAAGCACUGCAAGCCUCUCAAGCAAUACAUGUCCUCCAAGAGCUCGGAACAUGAGCAGCUGUUUGACCUGCUCCAGAAGAUGAUGGAGUAUGAUGUGUCUAAGCGCAUCACCCUGGAGGAGGCCAUCAAACACCCGUUUUUCACCCCACUUAGGAAAGAGAGUGAAAAGUGAACCUCUGAUCACCUGUUUCACCCCUUUACACCUCCCACGGAGACUCCUGCUGACUGUAUCAGUCACGUUACUGGAGCAAUAAGUCUUAAGAUAAAGCUUUAAGUAUUAAUUAAAUGAAUCCAGCUACAAACUGCAUGUCGGUGCUUUGUUUUAGCUGUGUACUGACCAGUGAUAUAAGAACAUACAGAUGACAAAACAAGAAUGUUGCACAUUUCUCCUUCAAUGUUACCUGCUUGCUUAAUGUACAUAUUUAUUUUGUGAUUUCAUGUGUACAAUGUCUUCCACUGGAUUUUUGAGUUAAUUAAACUUCACUACAGUUUCAGAUAAUCAUGA
Messenger RNA from Ictalurus furcatus (blue catfish), 3069 nucleotides. It is a transcript of the gene clk4b, whose product is annotated as CDC-like kinase 4b. The record is from RefSeq and is a predicted model, not a curated record. Bases 1300 to 2736 code for a protein of 478 amino acids. The transcript has 12 exons. Gene Ontology annotation, cellular component: nucleus. Gene Ontology annotation, biological process: protein phosphorylation; regulation of RNA splicing. NCBI's taxonomy places the organism in Eukaryota, Metazoa, Chordata, Actinopteri, Siluriformes, Ictaluridae. Gene Ontology annotation, molecular function: ATP binding; protein tyrosine kinase activity.